AUGAGACUUAUCAGUCAGCUGUUCACGAUAACCCUGUCUGGGUGUAUCCACGCUCGACUUGCUGUUAGAGACGCGUCUUUUUCUUUUUUAUUUGUUCCUUGGUGGGCGGUGGUCUGCUUUAUUUUGUUUAGCUAUUUUUCUGUGGGUGGCCAUUAUUUAUUUUUUGUUAUCAUUUUUUUCUUUUCCUUUUUUCUUUUCCAUUUGGUGGGUGAAUUGAUUUAUUUUUUUUUUUUAUCUAAUAUUUUUUUUUCCUUUUCCUUGAUUCAUUUUUCUUUCAUUUUUCUUGUCUUUUUCUUUUUCUUUUUUCUUUUCCAUUUGGUGGGAGUAGGUAGGUUCACCUGUUAUCCUCAUCCGCCUCACCUGCUAUCCUCUUCCGCCUCGCCUGCUAUCCUCUUCCGCCUCACUUGCUAUCUUCCUCCGCCUCGCCUAAUAUCCUCUUCCGCUUCACCUGCUAUCCUCUUUUGCCUCACCUGCUAUCCUCUUCCGCCUCGCCUGCUAUCCUCUUCCGCUUCACCUGCUAUCCUCUUCCGCCUCACCUGCUAUCCUCUUCCGCCUCGCCUGCUAUCCUCUUCCGCUACACCUGCUAUCCUCUUCCGCCUCGCCUGCUAUUUUCUUCCGCUUCACCUGCUAUCCUCUUCCGCUUCACCUGCUAUCCUCUUCCGCCUCGCCUGCUAUCCUCUUCCGCCUCGCCUAUCCUCUAUCCUUCUUCCUCUUCCGCUACACCUGCUAUCCUCUUCCGUCUCACCUGCUAUCCUCUUCCGCCUCGCCUGCUAUCCUCUUUCGCAGCACCUGCUAUCCUCUUCCGCCUCACCUUUUUUUUUUUUAACUCAAUAG
Acanthosepion pharaonis is the source of this 834-nucleotide messenger RNA. The record is from the annotation of a GenBank genome assembly. Lineage: Eukaryota; Metazoa; Mollusca; Cephalopoda; Sepiida; Sepiidae.